Messenger RNA from Danaus chrysippus (African queen), 426 nucleotides. Lineage: Eukaryota; Metazoa; Arthropoda; Insecta; Lepidoptera; Nymphalidae. The record is from the annotation of a GenBank genome assembly.
CUGGCGUUAAGGCAAGGUGCUCCACAUAUAGCUUUGGAGUCAAUGUCACAACAGAAACCACAUUACAUCACUAUUAGAAAUAUAAAGGCCGUUUCAUUAUCAGAGUUACAAAGAUUUGAUGAAGCUAUGACAGUAUUAAGAAGUGUUUUAGAUGUAGAUCAACCAGAACAAAAGGAUAAACACACAUUCUUCAAAGAAACUAUUACUAAAGUUCGUACGGCCAUAGAGGAUUCAAACAACAAAGACUCCUUGAAAAGAUUUGAAGAUAUUGAAACGGCUUUGAAGGAUCGUAAUCUUAUAGAUGACCAGACAAUUGAUCAGUUGAUAACAUCUGAAAUCACGCUGAAGAAAAAAAACAAAAACCUACCACGUGGCAUGCCCAAGAUGGCAUACAACAUGAGACAUAAGAAAGAUUUAUUAGGGUAG